Prunus avium (sweet cherry) is the source of this 787-nucleotide messenger RNA. RefSeq lists its product as uncharacterized. The record is from RefSeq and is a predicted model, not a curated record. Lineage: Eukaryota; Viridiplantae; Streptophyta; Magnoliopsida; Rosales; Rosaceae.
UCCCAUUCACUCUGCUCUUUUAGUAAAAACUUUGAUUGCACAAAAUAUAUAAGCCCUUCACUCUCCCAACUUUGAUAUCUUCAUCAUUAGAAAUGGCCUCUUUUUGGUCCCAUAUAGUGUUUCUCAUUAUGGCUUUCAUGGCCUCACCUCUGCUUUCCUUUCAUUCAAAAGCCUCCUCUGCCUCAUCUAGCGUCUCAGCUUCACCAGCAUUCUUGGUUACCAAUCUUCCUCCAUCUUUACAAGGAUUGCCUCCAGAAAUAGCUCCACUUUUGCCAUCUCCUGGUCCUGUGGUUCCUGCUACUCCAACUGAUUCAUCUAUCCCCACCAUUCCCUCCAACCCUAGCCCUCCGAAUCCGGACGACUUGGUUUCUCCUGGCCCCUAUUCUUCACUCUCACCAUUUGGGUCAUUGCCAGCUUCCUCAGCAGCAUCUAUAAGCUUAAUUUGGCCUUUAAAGCUGGCUGCUUUUGCAGGUUUAGCCGCAUAUGUAGUCUAUGCAGCUUCUUAGGGUGUAUGUCUUUUCUGGGCUACGAGAUUCAAUUGUCAUUGUUUGUAGUUAGUACCUCAAAAUGGGAUGGAGUGAAACCAUCUAAUAUAUAUAUGUAUAGUCCUACUUCCAUCAUAGGUUAGAGAGUUUGUAAUUGAUUAUGUAAGUGGUUAAAGAAAAUUUAUCAUAGUAUCCGAGGUUUUAUGUUCGAUUUUCUCUUCUGUAUCACGAACGUCAAAGGACUUGUAAGAACAUUAAUCCCCGUGCCAUCCCACAAGGGAAAAGUACAACACCAAAAAAUA